Molecule: messenger RNA, 1182 nt
Organism: Plectropomus leopardus (leopard coralgrouper)
Lineage: Eukaryota; Metazoa; Chordata; Actinopteri; Perciformes; Serranidae
Gene: rdh5
Product: retinol dehydrogenase 5 (11-cis/9-cis)
Biological process (GO): retinoid metabolic process; steroid metabolic process
Cellular component (GO): intracellular membrane-bounded organelle
Molecular function (GO): all-trans-retinol dehydrogenase (NAD+) activity
Source: RefSeq, a predicted model, not a curated record
AUGGAUACCCAGUUUAUCUACGACCUUUUAGGGGAAAACGCGUGGUUGUACAUCGGUGCCACCUUCGUGGUGUUGUGGUUUUUGGUGUGGCUGUACAGAGACAGCCUGGAGAUUGAAAGCAUCACAGACAAAUAUGUCUUUGUGACCGGCUGCGACUCUGGGUUCGGAAACCUGCUGUGUAAGAAGCUCGAUCGCAGAGGUUUCCACGUGCUGGCCGGCUGUCUCACAGAAAAGGGAGCUGAUGACCUGAAGAGGGUGGCGGGGCCUUAUUUGAAGACUGUCCUGCUGGACGUGACCAAUCAAGACAGCGUCCAGAGAGCCAUGGAGUGGACCAAGAAGGAGGUUGGCGAUAAGGGACUUUGGGGUAUUGUGAACAAUGCUGGACGUUCAUUACCCAUGGGCCCUUCAGAGUGGAUGAAAGUGGAGGAUUUCCACAGCACACUGAAAGUCAACAUGAAUGGAGUGAUCUCCAUGACGAUGACCUUCCUGCCCCUCAUCAAAAAGGCUCGUGGUCGUAUUGUGAACGUAGCAUCGGUGCUGGGCCGUGUGGCUGCAAACGGAGGUGGAUACUGCAUCUCCAAGUUUGCUGUUGAGUCUUUCUCUGACUGCCUCAGGAGAGAUAUAAACUACUUUGGAAUCAAUGUGUGCAUCAUUGAGCCGGGGUUUUUCAAGACGGCAGUAACGAGUCUCGACCCCCUCGAGAGGGAGCUGCAUCGCCUGUGGAACCAGCUCAGCCCUGAAGUACAGGCCAGCUACGGAGACAAAUACCUUGAUAAGUACAUCAAGGUCCAGCGUUUGAUCAUGAAUGCUGUCUGCGAUUCUGACCUCGGCAAGGUGACAGGCUGCAUGGAGCACGCUCUGACUGCUGCCUACCCACGCACCAGAUACAGCCCUGGCUGGGAUGCCAAGCUCAUCUGGAUCCCCCUCUCUUACAUGCCUUCCUGUGUAGUUGACAUUGGGCUGAGGCUGGUGCUGCCUCGUCCAUCAAAGAGCGUGUAACUCGUGACGACUUCAAAGAAAUGUCUUCAAAGUUAUCAGUCGUGUAAUAACAUUUUGUGUCAUUUUGAUGCAGUACAGAGGUUGACUUAAAGAAAGUGAUCUUGCCUUUUUUUAAAUACCCAUAUUCCCCAUCUAGACUGGCCAUGCAAUAAUCUGAUAUUGCUGUUAUUCUAUUUAUAUAUC